CCAUUGCACGCAGCGACACGGUCUACGGGGACCAUGGGAUCGUCGUAGUUUACUGUUUACUCGAGAUCAGGGCAUCAGAUCAGGAAUCAGCAAUUUAUAGAUGAGGCGGCCCUGCGCUUUAUAGAGAUAACGCGGCUAUUCUGGCGGCUCCUUUCCUCCAAAUUUCAGUGUUUCAUUUCAAAAAGGCCUUGCUAUAUUAUUACGCGAUGUCGGCACACCGGAGUUACGUUCGCAGCCUGUAUAAGCGGGCGCUCAACACAUCGAUGGACUGGUACCCGAACAGGCAGACGUGGCGCCCGAUUGCGCUGCAAAUCCGCGCUGAAUUCGAGGCCAACCGCGGCGAAUCGAGCCCUGUGCGUGUCCAGCAGCUGCUGCGUGAGACCGAGGAUGUGCUGGAGGAGUACAAGCACCCGCUGCCGUACAAGUACAUGACCGCUCCGGGUGGCACCAAGUACGAGCGCAACCUGUGGUUCGAGGACAACAUGUCUCACCAGGAGCAGCACCACUGAACCCUGGCUGCUAUUAGCGAUACACACACAACCCACCACUGUCUUUCUUACUAUCUAUAAAAAAAUACCUGUGCUUUCUCUGUUUGCAUGGACAAAUUGAUCUGGUGGUGGUGGUACAUGGUGGUGGCAGAUAAGCUGAUAAUCUCCCCCAUGGGGCUGAGUGACGGGCGGUUCCAGAUGGCAGCGCUCCCACGGUGCUCCCGUGUUUACUAGAAACACAGCAUUAGUAAUCCCACACUGAUAACGACGUGUAUAAAAGAGGCGAGAGGGAGGCACCGUGAGAUUGCGUCACA
Molecule: messenger RNA, 802 nt
Organism: Linderina pennispora
Lineage: Eukaryota; Fungi; Kickxellomycota; Kickxellomycetes; Kickxellales; Kickxellaceae
Exons: 1
Coding region: 207-509 (100 amino acids)
Biological process (GO): mitochondrial electron transport, NADH to ubiquinone
Source: RefSeq, a predicted model, not a curated record